Molecule: messenger RNA, 1138 nt
Organism: Rosa rugosa (rugosa rose)
Lineage: Eukaryota; Viridiplantae; Streptophyta; Magnoliopsida; Rosales; Rosaceae
Product: pentatricopeptide repeat-containing protein At3g14330-like
Exons: 2
Coding region: 41-1135 (364 amino acids)
Biological process (GO): RNA modification
Molecular function (GO): protein binding; RNA binding
Source: RefSeq, a predicted model, not a curated record
GCAAUAGUAAGGAAAUUUAAUAUCUGAUAGCAGGGAGAAAAUGAUUGGCGCCAUUUCUGUGUCAACUAGCAUAACUGUUACUUGUUCAGUCUCCGACAUUUCUCAAAAACCCAGCAAACCUCUAACUCCCUCAACUCUCAAAUGGCUUGCAAAAUCCGGCAAACUAGAAGAGGACAUUUGCCUGAUCGAAGCCUCACCCUCCAAAUUGACGGCCACCGAGUCCGACAUCGAGGCCUACUCCCUCCUCUUCCACACCUGUAUCUCCCAAAAAUCCUUAGAGCAUGGCCAAAGGCUUUACCUACAAUUUCUUCUCUCAAAAGACAAAGUGAACCACAACCUCGUCAACAAUCCCACCUUGAAAACCAAGCUCAUUACUCUCUACUCUGUCUGCGGCCGAGUUGACGACGCCCACUCUGUUUUCGUCGACGGUGAACACGCGCCUGAGGAGUCGGUGUGGGUGGCCAUGGCCAUUGCGUAUUUGAGAAAUGGCUACUUGGAGAAAGCGUUGCUCUUAUAUUGUGAAAUAUUGUGCCGGCUAGUCUGGCCGGGGAAUUUCGCAUUCUUGAUGGUGUUGAAGGCCUGUGCAGAGUUGUCUGAGCUUAGAGUCGGGAGAGCCGUCCAUGCCCAGAUUGUGAAAUCAAAUGAAAAGCCGGAUCAAGUGGUUAAUAAUGCUCUUAUGAGAUUGUACUCAGAGCAGGGGUGCUUUGGGGAUGCCUUGAAGGUGUUCGAAACAAUGCCUCAACGAAAUGUUGUUUCUUGGAACUCUUUGAUUGCAAGUUUUGUUCGACGAGACCGAGUGUUUGAGUUGAAGGAAUUAAGGAUGCAAGGAGAAGGGAUGGGGUUCACUUGGGUCACCCUCACCACAGUGUUACCAAUAUGUGCUAGAAUGACUGCACUAUAUAGUGGGAAGGAGAUACAUGCCCAGAUAGUAAAGUCCACCAAGAGACCUGAUGUCCCUGUACUGAACUCACUCAUGGACAUGUAUGCAAAAUAUGGAGCAAUUGAUUACUAUAAGAGGGUGUUUGACAAUAUGCACUGUAAAGAUUUGACAUCUUGGAAUGCUGUGAUUGUGAAUUACGGUGGGUUAAAGGCAUCACCUUUAAAUUUUCUAUUUGAUGAUGUAUUAGAAAAUUGACUA